Molecule: messenger RNA, 1824 nt
Organism: Chiloscyllium plagiosum (whitespotted bambooshark)
Lineage: Eukaryota; Metazoa; Chordata; Chondrichthyes; Orectolobiformes; Hemiscylliidae
Gene: prph2a
Product: peripherin 2a (retinal degeneration, slow)
Biological process (GO): visual perception
Cellular component (GO): plasma membrane
Source: RefSeq, a predicted model, not a curated record
UCUUGCACUGUCAGAUUUUUCCCGAGUGCAUUCUUGGAGGAGCUCUCUCCAGUACUGGGGAAAGGUGCGCCAGGGUUAGCGCUGGAAGCGGAUUCUGUCCCCCGGCUCUGGCUCGGUUACCUUGGACAGCUCACAGCGCCCACACCAUUCUCGUCUCAUUGGAGAUUUUGCUUUUGAGGGUGGUCAGAAUGGAGGGUCACAAGAUUGAGUUGAUCUCAGGUGGUCUGUCUCCUGCCCUUACUGCACCCAUGCCCAAAUCUCACUGAUUUCCCCAAAUUCAAUCUUCAAAUCCCAUUCCCUGGACUUCCGCAGUAGGAAAUGGCCAUUCUCAAAGUCAAGUUCGACUUGCAGAAGCGUGUCAAGUUGGCUCAGGGGCUCUGGCUCCUGAACUGGUUCUGCGUCUUGGCCGGCAUCGUUGUUUUUGGGAUGGGCUUGUUCCUUAAGAUUGAGCUGAGGAAACGAAGCGAAGUGAUGGACAAUGCGGAGAGCCACCUAGUCCCCAACUCCCUGAUCCUGGUGGGCGUGCUGGCCUGCACCAUCAACUGCUUUGGUGGCAAGUUUUGCUAUGAUUCCCUUGACCCUGCGAAAUAUGCCCGGUGGAAACCUUUCCUCAAGUUCUACCUUGGCGCCUGUUUGUUCUUCACUUGCCUGACCUUCCUCUCUGUGGUGCUGAGCUUUCUGAUGAAGAUCUAUAUGGAGGAUACUCUGGCCAAGGGGCUGAAGAAUAGCAUGAAAUAUUAUCGAGACACCGACACUCCGGGACGGUGCUUCAUGAAAAAAACUAUCGACCAACUUCAGAUCGAGUUCCACUGCUGUGGCAACAACGGCUUCAGAGAUUGGUUUGAAAUCCAGUGGAUCAGCAACAGAUACCUGGACUUCAGCUCUAAGGAGGUGAAAGACCGUGUUAAGAGCAAUAUCGAUGGGAAGUACCUGACGGAUGGGGUCCCAUUCAGUUGCUGCAAUCCAGCCUCCCCUCGACCCUGUAUCCAGCAGCAGAUCACCAACAAUUCCGCCCAUUACAGUUAUGAGUUCCAGAGCGAGGAGCUCAACCUCUGGACUCGGGGCUGCAAGGAAGCUCUCCUCAAUUAUUACACUAACAUGAUGCAAUCCAUGGGAGCACUAGUCCUAAUCCUGUGGUUACUAGAGGUGACUGUGAUGGUUGGGAUCCAAUAUUUGCACACAGCCCUGGAUAGCAUUGCAAAUCCUGAAGAUCCUGAGAGUGAUAGUGAGGGUUGGUUAAUGGAGAAAGGUCUGAAGGAAACACUUAAAUCUCUCCUGGAAAGUGUAAAAGAGCUGGGUAAGUUCAAUCAGGUAGCUACAGCUGAAGAGGUGAAAAAGGAAGAGGGCACGACUGUUGCCACAGUCAGCUGAAGAGACCAAACAACAAGUUGCAGGAGAGGGGGAGAAACAAUUUAGACUAUGAAGGAAAUGAAAAUUGAAUAAAUGUACAAUACAAAACGAAAUGAAUAAUUCCCUUUGUUGUUUAAUAUAAAAGGCAUGUACCCCAAGGACUUUAUUUUCCUGUAUUUGCCACGCAUAAUCUAUUAUAUUGUAUAAACCAUCACCAUUUAACAUAAUAUGUAAUUCAUUUAUUUACAAUAUUUGAAUUAUGUUAAAUUAAUUUUAAAAUUUAUUUGCUUGUACUAUAUAAAGAUAUAAAUAUAACCAAUGUAUUGCUUUUGAAUCUGGAAAUAUGGAUUGUGUGAUGACAAUACUUAUUUAAAACAGUCCUGCCAUUUUUAAUGUAGCUCAAAUGCUAUGUGAAGUUAUAUAGUUUGUGUUGUUACAAAAUAGGGUUCAAUAUUAAAAGCAUCUUCCAAGACA